UUGAAAAUUAGAAAAUUGUCUAUUUGUUUAUCAUUCUAUAUUUAUGAAUAAAGUGAUGUGGCAAAAGUGAGUACAAAAAUGUGGCCAAUAUUAUUGGAUAUUUCUAAAGACGAGUGUCGUGGAAUACUUCGAAGGCUAGAAUUGGAAGCCUACGCUGGUCUUCUGAAUGCUUUUAGAGCCCAAGGGACAUUAGGUCAAAGAAAACGUGAAAUGUUGGUCCAAUUAAGAUCUGUACUACAUAUCAAUGCUGACAGACAUAAAGCUGAAAUUAGAAGGGUUACAAAUGAUGAGACCCUUUGCACAGUUUCAGAACAAAUUUCUGGAGAUAACUCUCGAAUGGAUUGGCUCACAGAAGGACGCAGAACAGUUCCUCUAAUUCCACGAGGGAGAUUAGAAACUGCUUAUGCUGCCCUUGCCGAUAGCCUUGCCAGAGAGGCUUUCAUGCAAAAUAGGGAAAUCAAAGUUAAACCCUGUACUGAAGUGACACGGCCGAAAAAGUACUUGCCAGAUCACACAAAUGUUGUUACAAAUGAAAACAGGCAAGUGCUACCUGCAGUACAAAGAGAAAGAACGAAAAUACGUCGAAGAAAUUCCACAGAAGUAAUCAGCAAUGAGAUUGAUAAUAAACAAACACAAAGCACUGUCAAUCCGAGAAUUUCCCAAACAGUUCCUGUGCCACCAAAAGUUCCAAUUCCUAGUACUAGCAAAAGUGUCCCCUCAACAACAGUAUAUCAUCAGGAAAGGAUUAAAGAUCAUAUGAGAAAGAAGUCGUCUCAAGUCACUACAAAUGCCAAAAUAAAGCAGUUAUAUAAUUCACAAAAUAAAGUAAAAAGUCAUCCCUAUCAAAAGCACCCCCCAAAUACACAAUCAUCAAAAUUAACACAUGUGCCGCAACAUGCACCUAAAAUCAAGACUAAUCGUGGACCGAAUCCCCAAAUUCCACAACCCAUCACACCAAAAGUUUCAAGUAUGAGACCUCCUUCUCAUGUUAGAAAUAUAUUUGAACCCAGUCCUGCUAAUAAUAUUACAAUAAAAGUAGAAGAACAGAAAGUUUCUAGGCUAUCACCGAAUGAGCAGGUCUCUGAGGAUGAUAAUAGGUUAAAACAACACCAGGUUAAAGAACCGGUUAGGACCAUAGUUUCAGUAGCAGCGCAGAUGCAAAGUAAUGAUAAAUAUCAUUAUGUAAUAUCUCCUUAUCAAAAGGUACAGGUUCAUAAACCACCUGAAGAGGUUAAAAAUGUUAAAAUAAUACCGCAACAACAAAGCACAAACAAGCCAAUGUUAGUACAAAAUAUAUCUAAUAAUAGAAUAAAACAACAUCCCAGUUUGCCGAAUGGCAAGACAGUGAAACUAGUUUCUAUAGCACUUCCUAACAAAAUGAAACCAGUGACGACGUUGGUACCAGUUUCAAACGCCCCUGGUAAAGUAACAAUAUCCAACAGCUCCUUUAAACCUGUCACAUUACAAAAUGUAACCAGUAACAAUAAAUUUGCUAAAGUACAAAUCGAUGCAAGUAAACCAAAUGUAAUAUUUCUACAAAAGCCUAAACCGGGCCAAAAUGAUGUGCCAAUUGUUGUAACUAAAGAUGGAAAGGAAAUCAAAUUGAUGACUCCCACGGACAGUAUGAACAAAAAAGAGCAUAUGAAGCCAACAAAUGUUAUUCUUUUAGAUGUUGCCAAUCCUCAAGCGGAUAAAGGGGCAGCCCUAGCUCAAAUAUUACAGGCUUCAGGGGUGCUUCCUGCUAAGAAUGAGAUUAUAAUUAAGAGUAGUCAGCCUGCGAAUUCUUUAGAGAAUAUUAUUAUUGAGGAAAGGCUGACAGAUGGAAAUGUGGGGAAUAAGAUGGUGUAUAGCAGUCGAAAUAAGGUACAAGUGGAAAAUAAUGUAAAUACUUUGAAUUCUACAGAUUGGGAAGAAGAAUUAGAUAAUGCUAGCGGUAAUAAGUAUGCAAUAAGGAAUCAAAAUAAUAUGGGAAAAGUUAAAGUUAUAGGAUAUAAGGCUAAUAAUGGUGAUCAAGUUUUGAGGAUAGAUGAAAAUUUCUCAAAAAAUACUGGGUCCCAAAAGCAUCACGAAACCAUAGUUUGUCUCAACCCCCAAGACACUUUCACGAUAAUCAAGGAUAAAACUGAUAAUGCAUCAAUAAUGUCCGACGCUGAACUCAUGAAUAUAUUAAAUGGAAGCAAAGAAGACUCAGAAAGUAGUACAACAAAUUUGAAUUGUAAUUACAAAUCAAACGACACAACAAUACAACGACAGGAUAUAUUUCAAAAGGCUUUGGAACAGGCUGAUAUUAAAUUGGACUCUGAGGAAUAUUUGGAUGAAAAUCUGGAUGAGAAUAUAUAUGUAACCGAAAGGUUGCAGGAUGGAACUUCUAUAAAUGAUCAUAUUAUUUAUGAGCCUAUUCAGCAGCAUCAAUCGGUGGAAGAUAGUGCUUCGAAUAUGAUAGUAGAGGAAGAAGAAAUUGUUAUUGAAAAUUAUUAUGUGGAACAGAAUAUGAUAAAUGCUGACGAAGAAACACACACAUAUAAUAUUGAUGCUACAGAUGUUGAAAUGUCUCUUAUGGAAGUGACGUGACUUAAAUUCAAAUCCAAUGUGGGUAUGUAAUAUAAAUUUUAGAUAUUUAGUUUGAGGGCUAGGCGAUAUCAUUGUAAAUAGACAAAAUAUUUUUUAAUUGAAAAUCUAAAACCAUAAAAAAAACACUGAAAGGACAUUAAAUCACAUGAAUUUUGAUAUAAAAAAUUAUAUAUAUUGUGGUAUAAAAAGAAAUAAUAUUAUU
Molecule: messenger RNA, 2773 nt
Organism: Ctenocephalides felis (cat flea)
Lineage: Eukaryota; Metazoa; Arthropoda; Insecta; Siphonaptera; Pulicidae
Product: BRCA2-interacting transcriptional repressor EMSY
Exons: 8
Coding region: 79-2571 (830 amino acids)
Biological process (GO): regulation of DNA-templated transcription
Cellular component (GO): nucleoplasm
Source: RefSeq, a predicted model, not a curated record